AUGCCCGCUACACGCGCCGAGGUGGCCCAGGUGCCCAACAAGGACAAGUUUGAGAAAUCCAUCUCUUCCAAGCCCUUCAUCUUCGUCGUUGGCGAAGAGCGCAAAGAGUUUCACAUACACAAGGAACUCAUCGGCCAGCUUUCGCCUGUUCUCAAUGCCCUGGUCAAUGGCAACAUGAAGGAAGCCCGUGAGGGGCGCGUCGAGUGGCUUGACCUCGACGUCGACACUUUUGUCCGAUUUGCCAAGUUCGCCUACUCGGGCAACUACACCCCGGCGGAGCCCGAGCUCAUCGUCCCCGCCGUCCCGGACGAUGCUGUCGCUCUCAUGUCAGCACUGGAGGAGCAGGUUGGCAAGGCCUUGGCUGGUGAGAAUGUUGAAGAGGAGGAGGAGGCGGACUCAUCGGACCAGGAUGAUGACUCUUCAGCUUCCAGCGAAGGCAGCGACACAGGCGAACCUAUCGAAGUCUCGUCUGACGAUCAAGAGACGUCCGAAUACUCUUCCUCCUCAGAGGCUUCAUCUACACUGGACAACGGAGGGAACGGACACCUGAGCCGGCGCCCGAUUGAUGUGUCGAUUGACGAGCACGGCAUCAUGCAUUCCUACACCGCUCUGCCUUAUUCUCUUGAAAACUACAUGAUCGAGUGGGAAAAGUGCCUACACUACAGGUACAUCAGCCACCCCGACGUUCCCCCCCACAAGCGCCGACGUUUUGAUACCGACGUCGGCCGGAUCCCGCCCAGACCCGUCAACAAAAAGUACGAGGCCAUGCGCAUCUUUAUCCAGCCCAUGUACCACCCAACUCCUCGCGCGGCCUUGCGGACCGGCGUCAACGUGAACCCCCACGAGUCAUACCGGCCCGUCUUUCUAAGUCACGCGCGCCUGUACAUCUUGGCCGACAAGUACGGCGUAAACCGCCUCCGCCGACUAGCCCUGGCCCGUCUUCACCGGACCCUCACUCACUACGUCGUCCACAGGGACAGAAUCUCCGACCUCGUCGCCCUGGCGCAGGAGAUAUUUGACAAUACCAUGGAAAUGGACGACGCACGUGCCCUCAUUGUCAACUACUUUGUCUGCUUCAUCGAGGACAUCCAAGACAGCCCAGAGCUUGAAGAGGCCCUGCGUCGAGGAGGCGAUUUCCCUGCUAUGUUGGUCAGCAAGAUGGCAACGCGUCGCAUAUGA
Messenger RNA from Fusarium keratoplasticum, 1179 nucleotides. RefSeq names its product BTB domain-containing protein. The transcript is spliced from 2 exons. The record is from RefSeq and is a predicted model, not a curated record. Lineage: Eukaryota; Fungi; Ascomycota; Sordariomycetes; Hypocreales; Nectriaceae. Bases 1 to 1179 code for a protein of 392 amino acids. Gene Ontology annotation, molecular function: protein binding.